GAUAUACACAGCAUACCGGAUUGGUCCGAUUGAACAGCGUUGCUCUGUUCUGGACUUUGGCUUUGCCAACGACAUACCAGCUGCAUCUUAUUGUUUUAAUUACAGCCACUGGAUUUAGGAGGCUUGGGAACGGUAAACGAACUAAGCUUCGGUACAUGCGGCGAGUGGCAACUCUUCGACAGCUCGCCUGGCCCUUUUGAGGACCCUCAUUUAUAGCAGCUAUAGCAUGGGCUGCGGGGCUUCACAGCCCGCAGAGGCGGUAGCAACUGCGCCACCGCCUGAGCCCAAGCCGGCUUCAUCAGCAACAUCACAGGCUGCAGCUUCGGCUCCGGCUGCAGCUGCGGCUUCAAAGCCACCGCAACAACCUAGUCCAGCAGAGCAGUCAGCCUCAGCGCCCUCGGCUCAGAAGCCAGGAACGGCGACCGAUGCCGCUGCGAGCCCCGGCGCUGCUGCAGCGCCCCCCGACGCCUCCCAACUGGAUCAAGCAGCAGCUACGACACAGCAGCAGACCGCUGGCGCUGGGUCAGGCUCCUCCCCUGAGGCAACCACCUUGCCUGCAGCCGCUCCUGAUGCCGCUGCGGGACAGGGCCCCGCCCAAGCGCAAACGAGCACAAAGGAAGAAGCGGGCGCGUCUGUACCCCAAGCUGGGUCCACGAAAUCCGGGCCGGGCGCCCUGGCAGGUGCUGCAAUGCCAGGCGGCUCGUCUCAGGUGGUUGAGGACGAGGAGGCGUUGCUGCUGAUGCUGCAGCAGCAGCAGGAGCAGCAGCUGAAGGCGAUACAGCAGCAGAAGGGCGGCGGAGGGGAGGCUGGCGGCGGUGCUGGCGGCGGCACUGGCGGCGCGGCGUCUGACCCAGAUGAGGUAGAGCGGCUGCGGAAGCAGCAGGAGGACGUGCAUAAGCGACUGGAGGGCCUGACACCAGAGCAAGUGCAGCUGCUCAAGCUCAAGCUGCAGCAGCGCCUGGAGCAGCAGCUGAUGGACUUCAAUGCGCGCAUGCGACAGCAGCAGGAGGAGGCGCUGGCGGAGGCGGAGGAGGAGGAGCGCCGGCAGGCGGAGCGCGCUCGCCGCAAGGCCGAGGCGGAGGCAUCGCGGCCGGCGCGGCAGGCGGCGUAUGAGCAGGAGCUGCUGGCAGCGGUGCUACUGCCGGGCAAAAACGCCUCGGAUGUUGCUGGUGCUACUGCCGGUGGCGCUGGCGCGGGAACUGGCGCAGGGGAGGGCGCUGGGGGGCCGGAGGGGGAGGCGGGCACGCCGCGCCUGCCGGCCAUUGCGGUCAAGGCGUGGACGGGCGACAGUGGCGACGACGGGUUGUUGUUCCCGGAGACCGAUGACCUGGACUUCAAGAUCGCCGGCUUCUCGCGCCGUGCUCCCGUGGCCCUGUGCUUUGGCGGCGGCAGCGGUGGCGGCUGUGCGGGCGCCUUCCACGCAGCGGCGGCGGGCCUGGGCUGGCUGCGGGCGCUGCACCAGCUGGGCCUGUUGCGCAAGGCGCAGUACGCCGUGGCGGGCGGCGGCGGCGGCGCCUGGCUGCUGGGGCCGCUCUGGUUCCACGGCGGGCAGCAGCCAGGCGGCAGCGCCGCUGCAGCCGGUGGCGCUGGUGGCGGGGGUGGUGGAGGUGGUGGAGGUGGGGGAGGGAGUGGCCAGCAGCAGGAGGCACUGGCGGAGCUGCUGGGGGCGCCGGCGCGGCCGCCGGAGCAGUGCACGCUGGAGGCACUGCAGGCCGCCGGCGAGGGGGGCGGCCGCAGCUACCUGCGUCUGCUGGCGGGCGCGGUGGGGCCGCUGGGCGCACUGGCGGCGCGGCAGGCGGCGGCGGCGGUUGGCAGUGGCGAUGAGGCGGCGCGGGACUGGACUGCAGGCGUGUCGGAGUCACUGCUGGCACCGUGGGGGCUGGGCGGCGCCGACUGCGCCGUCACAUGUGCAAACACCAAGGGCAAGGUGCAUGAGAGUGUGGCGGUGCGUGCGGCCAGCCUGGGCCGCACCCUGCUCACAGCCAACAGCGGACUGCCCUACCCGCUCAUUUGCCAGUCCAUCGCCCUCGCCGCCAGACACGGGCACGGCACGGCGGCGGCUGCCGUGUCGUACCACCCGUACGAGUGGAGUCCGCUGUACGCCGGCUGCCCGGUUGCGUACGGCACUGCGGCGCCGCGGCUGGGCGGCGGCUGGGUGGAGUCGUUGGGGGUGAACUCUGAGCUAGUGUCCAAGCCCGCCACCGCCGCCGCCUCCGGCUGCGAGGUGCGGGUGCGACCGCGCGGCCCCGGCGGCUCGCUGGCUGACGCCGUGGCGGUGGCGUCGCUGUCCGCCGCCUCGGCCGCCGCCGCGUUCGGCGGCAGCACCGGCACCGGCCCGCCGCCGACAGCCGGCCGCACGUACUUUGACCACCAGGCCUGGGAGACCGCAGCCGGCGUGGGCUUCACGGACGGCGGCUGCUCGGCGCACACGGCCGUGUACCCCGCACUGCGGCGCCGCGUGAAGAACCUGAUUGUGUUCACCACGUCCAGGUCUGCCAUUGCCGACAUGGCCGGCUUCUGUGCCGCGAAUCGCGAGCUGAGCGCCCUGUUCGGGCGAUGGCCGGGCGGGGGCGAGCCGGGGUUGCCGGCAGCCGAGGUUUACAACAGGCAGCACCAGGUGUUUGACUCUGACUCGUUUGGGGAGCUGCACGGGGCUCUGGCGGCCAAGGCGGCGGGCGGCCAGCCCACCGCGUUCCUGGGCGAGUACGAGGUGCUUGCAAACGCACACUGCGGUGUGCCCGGCGGCUGGGCGGUGCGGGUGCUGUGGGUGGUGGCCAGUGGGGCGGCGGAGGAGGUGGCGGCCGGCGGCUGGGCGGCGGCGCUGCCGGCCGAGACACGCGCGGCACACCUGGGCGGCGGCGCGUUCCCCUUUGCCGCGGGUGUGCUACCGCGCGAGGGACAUGAGGCUGUGCAGCAGCUGGAGCUCACGGCAAGCCACACGGCGUGGCAGUUGCAGGCAGUCAAGGCGCUCGCAGCGGAGUUGUUUGAGGAUGCGGAUGACGACGACGACGAUAAUGAGUAGUAGUAACAUGGCUCAUGUGAGCCCGGGGCUGGGAGUUUGUUCUGGACCGCGGAGGUCCGGGUGGGAUGUAAGCGGGAUGUAAGCGGGGGUGUUGACAUUGGUGCUGAGGCUGCAUGACGGAGAGUGCCGUGCACACGGUGUUAGUUACAUAAAGGGCGCACGUGUGUGCCGAGGAAGACGCCGUGUGAGACGAGGUACCGGAUAAAGAAGGGUUGCAAGAGGACGAACGUACGCACAGGUCUACCGGACUCUACGCCGGGGAUGGGGUCGUCGAGGAGUCUUGGACCCGUAAUUGCUGGCGUAGCUUGCCUGGACCCCACAGCGUUGACCUCAUAGCGCCUGAGCACUGUCAGCAAGCAGGUAUCGGUGACGUAAGCGCAGACUGCUGUAGAUAUGUAGAUGGCAGAUGUGCAGCAGCCGGACGCUAAGCGCGCGUCAGGCC
Messenger RNA from Chlamydomonas reinhardtii, 3464 nucleotides. RefSeq lists its product as uncharacterized. The transcript is spliced from 17 exons. Lineage: Eukaryota; Viridiplantae; Chlorophyta; Chlorophyceae; Chlamydomonadales; Chlamydomonadaceae. Bases 227 to 3022 code for a protein of 931 amino acids. The record is from RefSeq and is a predicted model, not a curated record.